GGGCCCAAGUAAGAGAGAAGAACGACUACGGAAAUGGUCAUUCAAAUUGGGGGCUCCUAAAUAUUCAUUGCGAAUCAUUUCUUCUCUCUUCCUCCAUCAAUUUCGUUUACUACACAAAGACCUUCUCUCGCUGUCCUUUGAUUUUUGGGAGCUUUUCUUUCCAUGGCAAAAAGCUCGUUUAAGUUGGAGCAUCCCCUGGAAAGGAGACAGGUUGAAUCUGCUAGGAUCCGGGAGAAGUAUCCUGACAGAAUUCCGGUGAUUGUGGAAAGGGCUGAAAAGAGUGAUGUGCCAGAAAUUGAUAAGAAAAAAUAUUUAGUUCCUGCUGAUUUAACUGUUGGUCAGUUUGUGUACGUGGUCCGAAAGAGGAUCAAGCUCAGCCCUGAGAAGGCCAUCUUCAUUUUUGUGAAGAAUAUUCUGCCCCCUACAGCUGCAAUGAUGUCUGCAAUAUACGAGGAAAACAAGGACGAAGAUGGUUUCCUUUAUAUGACCUACAGUGGGGAAAACACAUUCGGGGCGUGCUGAAACAAAAUAAGACAGUAAGACGUAAAUGUCUACAGAAAAUGGGAAGGGGAAAUGAUCGUAUCUGCUCUUGUAUAUUCUCCUCACCCCCAUCACUUGGCCCUCUGUUUUAUCUUUCCAAACGCAAUCUGUCUGUAUAGUGUUUUUAUUUUAAUCAACUAAAACCAGUCCUAUUUGAAUUAUUCAAAAGUUGUUGUAAAUAACAAGAACUUAUAGCAAUUUGUGAUAUGAUAUCUCAUUUGUCGUUUGAAGUUUA
Messenger RNA from Cucumis sativus (cucumber), 775 nucleotides. RefSeq names its product autophagy-related protein 8C-like. Bases 163 to 522 code for a protein of 119 amino acids. NCBI's taxonomy places the organism in Eukaryota, Viridiplantae, Streptophyta, Magnoliopsida, Cucurbitales, Cucurbitaceae. The transcript has 6 exons. Gene Ontology annotation, biological process: cellular response to nitrogen starvation. The record is from RefSeq and is a predicted model, not a curated record.